AUGGAGGGUCUUCUCCCAAUGGUAUUAAAAACCAUCAAGAAAAACAGGGUUCGCCGACAAUACAAGUGUCUCUGCUCUGAUGCUUCACAAAGCUACAACGUCUCCGACCUUUUUGCCGACCAGUACAGCCCCGGGCCGGCCAUGCCACAACCAGAAAAGGUUGCUGGCUUCCGCACAGAGAGUAAUGGGCACCGACGACACAAAUCCGUCCAAAUUGGGAAUUAUUUUGAUGGGCUUUCGCAGGAGGAUACUAUCAAGUCCAACCAACUCGUUCGCUUGAGGAGUCGUAGAAUGUUCUCUUGUGUGACUGGUUUAUAAAACUG
Molecule: messenger RNA, 323 nt
Organism: Ilex paraguariensis (yerba mate)
Lineage: Eukaryota; Viridiplantae; Streptophyta; Magnoliopsida; Aquifoliales; Aquifoliaceae
Source: the annotation of a GenBank genome assembly